GAUAAUUGUUUGUCCGUUUAUGGACGCGCUGCGUUUAUUUCGAUGUCUGGCGCCUCAUUGAAUCUCCUUGUUUUGUAAAGCAGAUCACAAACAGGUCAUCGUUUAAAUUUACACAAUUUAAUAAGCAAGGCGUAAUUGUUGUAUAUACAACACGUAUAUGAUUCGAUAUUUACAAUUGAUGAUUCAUUAGUAGUGAAGUGAGUGCGCAUAGAAGUGGUGAUACUAUUUACGAGGAUUAUUUUUAGUUCAUACUAUCACAAUGCCUACCAGUGCGGUUUAUCAGCCUACAACGGUGACUUACGAACAGCAGCCUAAUGAUCAACGCUGGAAUUGCCCUAUCAGCUACUUCUCACGAAGGGUGACAAGUAGCUUGAACCGGGCACUCUGCAUAAGACUUGCUUUGUGUCUCUUUGGCAGCACUUUAUUUAUCAUAGGUCUUGCUCUUCUAAUAGCAGGCGGCGUGCAGUACUCCAACACGCCAGCGACUCCCACGCCGCAAGACGCGGAUAACGGGUUCGGGGCGCUCAUCGCCGGCGGGGUCAUACUGUGUCUCGGACUGCUUUUUGCAGGUGUAGGAGGUUGGGCAUGGUCUGCUCGCUGGGGAGGAGGCAAGGAGGCCCCGGCUGGCGGUGCCGCGGCGUUGACAGCUCUCAACCCGUCCACGGACCCCCUGGUGGCGGCACAGUACGCGCCUGUAAGGGACGCCCCGCCCGCACCCGACGAUGAAAUGCGUAACCUCAUGGACAACAAAGAGUGUUUGAGCAGUGCAGAAGAAAGCGACAAAAUGCUCGACGGUCGACCGUCUGUGGCGUAAACACGAGGUGAAAAAAAAAAUUGUUCCCCUCACUAGAGUCCUGAAAAAAUAAUGUCCACCUAUUAAAAUUAUUUUAUUCCUUAAACGAUACAUUUCUACGAAAAUCUUUAAAAAUUCAAUUAAUUUUAAAAUGUGGCGGCUCCUCGGGUUCCUCCGGUUAGGUUUUCAAAUCUUUAUGGUAACGGACAUAUUACCGUACCAUCGAAACCAAGAAAAUACAUUAUUUGACGAGUUAUUAAAAUGUACACUUAUUGCUAGUUUGAUUUGAUUUUACGGUACAAAUUAUAUGCGACAGUUUUGUUUGUGAUAUUUUAUUUACGUGCGUUUUCUUUUUGUAAUAAACGAAUUAUUUAAUUGGUUCUUGUACAACACGAAUUGAGUUAAGCGAUAAAACGAUGGACAUUAUUGAUAUAUUCCGUGUAUCUUUAAGUAUUUCUUGUCAAGUGUUCAAUUUAGAACUAUUAUGUAAUUCUAUUAUAACAUAUAAAUAUCAGAUAUAUUUUCUUGAUGUUUAUACACACGGUCAAUAAUCAAAAUAAAAGUAUAGUUUUGGUAGUUGGUAAUAGUAAUUUAGAAAGACACGUGGCCAAAUUAUCGUCCAGUUAUAAAAGUUUAGAUUAAAUGUCCAUUAUGUGAACAUUUCGAUUUUAUAGUUGUGUAAUGGCAUCUGAUUGUAGUGUAUUCUUAAUGUUUGAAAUGUAAAAUGUAGUAUUUUUUUUUGGUUUUGUACAAAUUGUACAUUCCAAUAGAAUUGAUAUAGAAUACCACGAAUGUAGAACGGUGAACAAAAAACGAAAAUUGGCAUUUUUCUAAGUACCUGUUACUUUAUCGUUUCUAUUUUACUUUUAUUCCGCUGCGCUUUUUUUUUUGCAGUGAAGAUUAAAAUAUAUAUUUUCAAUUUAAAAAAGGCUACACUUUCUUAUUGAUUUUUAACGUUUUCCUUUGCUUUUAGUCUAUUUGUAUGAUUAUACUCUAUUAAUAUUGAAGUAAAAAUAUUUCCAUGACUUUCUUCUUUAACAGCUUUCACUGAGCCGUUUAUUCGGAUAUUUCUUAAUUUAAUAUUAUAAAUCCAUAGAAAAUGAUAAACAACAAUAUAUCAAGACUUAUUUAUUUAGAUCAUCACAAUUUUAGUAUUUUAUUAUCGAUUUGGGUAGCAUACAUAGCUAAUAUAAAUAAUUUUAUUAUGCGCAGUAAUGGCAUUUACAUAUUAUGUAUUUAAUAGUUAUAAUGGAAGAAUAUAGUAUACGGAAAAGCAAACUUAUUUAAGCGCUGGCGCAAAAUACGCAUUAAAACGAGAAUACCUAUUAAGCCUAUCCUCUUAACUCUGUGACGUAAGAAAUAUUGUAAAAAAAAAAUACACCGAAUUAUACAUAUUUUUUGACAAAAUCAUGUGUGGUUACGUAAUAAAUAUUUUUAAAAUCAGCAAGAAUGAGACUAAUUUUAUAAUGGCUCGAUAUAUAUAUUUUUUUGCAAUAUUCCUACAUCACUAAUAAUUAUUUUAGUUUACGAUUAAAACAAUACAAUUAAUCAACAAAGUUGCUAUCUUAUAUAAGUUUAUUUGCAAUAUUUUAAUAUUAUUUUAUUGAUAAUCUUUUACAUUUCUAUUCGAUUGGAACUAGCUGUAGGUAAAUUGAGACACAUAAUAUAAAUGUUGUGUUAAUUUUGUGUUGAGACCGUCCUGAUUAGUUUUUAAGUGUAGGUUGUUUAUGUCCAACCGAUGACGUAAUAUACAAAUGAAUUCCGAUGAAUAUUUAAAUAUAAAGGUACGCCUUACCGGCAUUGUGCAAUUUCCUAUUCACGUACCUACCUAUAGGUAUUACGUUUUAUGAACGAUAAUGUACGGGAUUCGAUUUAUACUUUUAGUAUCUGCGUGACAACUAACUUUAUUAAUUUGGUGUUGACUGUACUUAAGCAUUUAAUAAAAAAGGGUAAUCGUUGAUAUUAAAUUUAAUUUAGGCUCUCUUCAAUAUUAUUGCAAAUUAUUUCGAAUUUCAUAUACAACAACAAACAUAUACCUACUUAAUUGUGUAGACAAAAAGAAAU
Molecule: messenger RNA, 2857 nt
Organism: Melitaea cinxia (Glanville fritillary)
Lineage: Eukaryota; Metazoa; Arthropoda; Insecta; Lepidoptera; Nymphalidae
Exons: 4
Coding region: 260-814 (184 amino acids)
Source: RefSeq, a predicted model, not a curated record